GGACAUUUAAUUUUUAGCUCAAUAUUUAGCAUUCAUGCUUUCAGGCUAUUGCUGUUCAUUACCGUGCGUUGGUUAACCAAGGCGUGCAAAGCCCAAGGACCAGGUGGCAGCGCCUGCGCGUCAUGGCUGUGCUCAGCGCAGUCCCGCCCGAGCGUGAGGCACUCCGCAGAGCCUUCUGGGAGUCGUAAUUGUUCUGCUCUCGGGCCGCAGUAACGCAUUUCCUGUGCGCCCCUAAUAGCUGCCGUUGGCUGGAUGCGUGCUGGGAGACCGUAGUUCUGCGUUUGGCGUCGGUUACCUGUCGCAGUUACCUGAGCUGGGGCGGGCGCCACGAAGUCAACAGCGAGGACGGUGGCGGGACCAUACGUAGGCUCGUCUGUCUCACUCCUUACUGCCCAGACCAGGAACGGUGUUCUGACCCCAUCGCGUCAGUCCUGCCACCCCCGGGGGGCGCUCAAAAUUGACCGUGGGAAUGGCCACCAGGGUUCGGACAGCUGCUAUCUGGGUCCCACCUCUCCAAGAACCAGACAGCUCAUGCCACAGGAUCAGGAAGCUGCAAGGUCAGGAAUCCAUCCUGGGUCAAGGGACUCUUGACCAGAGGCCUCUCAUUGGAGGACCCAGGCAGAGACCUAAAAGUCAAGUUCUAGAGUGGCUGUUUAUUUCCCAGGAACAGCUGAAAACCACAAAGUCCCGAGAAUCAGUGUCAUUCAUGGAUGUGUUUGUGGACUUUACCCGGGAAGAGUGGCAGCUGCUGGACCGAGCUCAGAAGAAAUUGUACAGGAGUGUGAUGUUGGAGAACUAUAGCAACCUGGUGUCCCUAGGGUAUCAACACACCAAACCCAACAUCAUCUUCAAGUUGGAACAAGGAGAAGAGCUGUGGAUGAUGCAGACCCACAUGCCAAGUGAAGGUCAUCCAGUGACACCACAUUGA
This is a messenger RNA of Manis javanica (Malayan pangolin), 928 nucleotides long. Lineage: Eukaryota; Metazoa; Chordata; Mammalia; Pholidota; Manidae. The record is from RefSeq and is a predicted model, not a curated record.